Messenger RNA from Danio aesculapii, 976 nucleotides. Its product is annotated as free fatty acid receptor 3. The record is from RefSeq and is a predicted model, not a curated record. Gene Ontology annotation, biological process: G protein-coupled receptor signaling pathway; cellular response to fatty acid. The transcript has a single exon. Gene Ontology annotation, molecular function: G protein-coupled receptor activity. Gene Ontology annotation, cellular component: plasma membrane. The coding region runs from base 5 to 976 and encodes 323 amino acids. NCBI's taxonomy places the organism in Eukaryota, Metazoa, Chordata, Actinopteri, Cypriniformes, Danionidae.
AGCCAUGCAGGCCUGUGAUUAUUACCUGUGCCUCAGCGUCUACCUCAUCACCUUCAUCACCGGAUUCCCAGCCAACAUCUUUGCUUUCUACACUCUCAUCUGCAAGAUCUGGAGGAAACCGGCUCCCAUAGACAUCCUGCUUCUCAAUCUCACCAUCUCAGACCUGCUCUUCCUCAUCUUCCUGCCCUUCAAGAUGCAAGAAGUCGUCAACAACAUGCAAUGGAACAUCCACUACUUCUUAUGCCCGCUGUCUGGUUUUAUCUUCUACAUGACCAUCUACAACAGUGCUUUUUUCUUGACGGCGGUGAGCGUCGAGCGAUAUCUCGGCGUGGCAUUCCCCAUCCAGCAUUCCCUACGGAGAAGGCCUAUUUAUGCAGUAUUUGCGAGCAUCUUCAUGUGGGUGUUUUCCACCCUCCACCUCAGCAUCGUCUACAUUGUGCCUUAUUACAACCCAUCCGGGACCAUUCCUCCAUCCAGAAACAUCUGCUACGAAGGAUUCACCGAGGCUCAACUGGAAAUCCUCUUACCUGUUCGUUUGGAGCUCUUCAUUGUCCUCUUUUGCGUCCCUUUAUUAAUAUGCAGCUUUUGCUAUAUUAACUUCAUCCGAAUUCUUUCGAGGUUGCCAAAUAUUGGACGGAGGAGACGAUUGAGAGCGAUUGGAUUGGCUUUGGGAACGUUGUUGGUUUUUGCGCUCUGUUUCGGACCCUAUAAUGUCUCGCACGUGGUUGGGUUUAUAACUAAAGAAAGCCCAGGCUGGAGGGAUAAAACUCUUCUCUUGAGCACUUUCAAUGCUUGUUUGGAUCCGUUUAUUUUUUACUUCACCUCCGCCGCUGUUCGGAGCACAUUCAGCGGGAUGAUGAGGGGGAUUUGGGGUCGGUGUUGGUGUCCACGGAUUUUAUGGAGCUCCAGGAAGGAGCCGCAAGACAUGGAGAAAAACAGCCUCCCGAAACCUCAAGACGUCAGAAACGCACUUUGA